Molecule: messenger RNA, 3724 nt
Organism: Thalassophryne amazonica
Lineage: Eukaryota; Metazoa; Chordata; Actinopteri; Batrachoidiformes; Batrachoididae
Product: NACHT, LRR and PYD domains-containing protein 12-like
Exons: 11
Coding region: 145-3555 (1136 amino acids)
Molecular function (GO): protein binding
Source: RefSeq, a predicted model, not a curated record
UGUCUCUCUGUGUCUCACUUUGGUUCCUGGGUUUGAGGUGGACAUUUAGCUGAGAGGUUAUUUUGUUUUUUAAUUCUCUUUUGGACUGUUGUCUGUGUUUUUGUCUCUUCUCUUGGCUGCUAAUAAUCAGGUGUGGACUCUGACAUGGAUCAGUGUGAGGACACAGAGGAGGGACCCCUGAAAACCGGUCUGUGUGGGGACCAUGAGAUCCAGAUCAAAGAUCAGAGUGUCCAUCAGAGUCCAGAAUCGUCUGGACCUGAACCCAGCUGUGUGUCCCUGAACAGUGACUGGUCCAUGGAUAAUCCUCUUAUUUUUAAAGGACAGCAUCCCUCUGCUGGACAGAUGAUCCAUCAGAGUCCAGAUUCGUCUGGACCUGAACCCAGCUGUGUGUCCCUGAACAGUGACUGGUCCAUGGAUAAUCCUCUUCUUUUUAAAGGACAGUGUCCCUCUGCUGGACAGAUAGUGAAGCAGCAGAGCUCAGAGGUUCUCAGGGUUCCAUCUGCUCAGCAGCAUCAAAGACGGCUGAACCACAUGUUUACGAACAUCGAGGAGAACAUGGGGAUGUUUAUGAAACAUGAGCUGAAGAUGAUCCAGAAGUUUCUCCUGACAAAUAAUGCAGAAUACUUGGAGAGUCAGUGUGAGGAUGAGGAGCAGAGGAGCAUCCGACUGGUUUUCCUGGACCUCACAGUUGCUUUCAUGAGGAGAAUGAAUUAUGAGGAGCUGUCUGACUGUCUGCAGAGCAGAACUCGUGCUGAAGUUUGUCGUCGUAAAUUCAAAUCUAAGGUGAAGCAGAAGUUUGAGCGUGUGUUUGAGGGGAUCUUUAAAGCAGGAAAGACGACUCUUCUGAAGGAGAUCUACACAGAGCUCUACAUCACAGAGGGCGGGGCUUCAGAGGUCAACCAGGAACAUGAGGUCAGACAGAUUGAAGCAGCAUCCAGGAAAACAGACUCACCACAAAGAACCAUCACAUGUGAAGACAUCUUUAAAGCCUCAGCUGACACUCAGCCACCAAUCAGAACAGUGCUGACAAAGGGCAUGGCCGGCAUCGGGAAAACAGUCUUAACACAGAAGUGGACUCUGGACUGGGCUGAAGGACGAAUCAACCAGGACUUCCACUUCAUAUUUCCAUUCACUUUCAGAGAGCUGAAUGUGCUGAAAGAGAAGAAGUUCAGCUUGGUGGAACUUGUUCAUCUCUUCUUUCCUGAAAUCAAAGAAGCAGGAAUCUGCAGCUUCCAGCACUUCCAGGUCUUGAUCAUCUUGGACGGUCUGGAUGAGUGUCGCCUCCCUCUGGACUUCCACAGCAGUGACAUCCUGACUGAUGUCACAGAGUCAAGCUCAGUGGAUGUUCUGCUGACAAACCUCAUCAGGAGGAACCUGUUUCCCUCUGCUCGCCUCUGGAUCACCACACGACCUGCAGCAGCCAAUCAGAUCCCUCCUGAGUGUGUGGACAUGGUGACAGAGGUCAGAGGCUUCACUGACCCUCAGAAGGAGGAGUACUUCAGGAAGAGAUUCAGAGAUGAGGAGCAGUCCAGAAGAAUCAUCUCCCACGUGAAGACAUCACGAAGCCUCCACAUCAUGUGUCACAUCCCAGUCUUCUGCUGGAUCACUGCUACAGUUCUGGAGGACGUGUUGGACACCAGAGACGCACCAGAGCUGCCAGAGACCCUGACUGAGAUGUACAUCUACUUCCUGGUGGUUCAGUCCAGAGUGAAGAAGAUCAAGUAUGAUGGAGGAGCUGAGACAGAUCCACUGUGGAAUCCAGAGAACAGGGAGAUGAUUGUGUCUCUGGGAAAACUGGCUUUUGAGCAGCUGCAGAAAGGGAACCUGAUCUUCUAUGAAGAGGACCUGACAGAGUGUGACAUCGAUAUCAGAGCAGUCUCAGUGUACUCAGGAGUCUUCACACAGAUCUUUAAAGAGGAGAGAGGACUCUACCAGGACAAGGUCUUCUGCUUCAUCCAUCUGAGUCUUCAGGAGUUUCUGGCUGCUCUUUAUGUCCAUCUGACCUUCAUCCAGUCUGGAGUCAAUCUGCUGUCCAAAGAUCAAACAACAUCCAGACAGUCUGAGACGUUUGAAGAAGAAUUUAACGAAGCACUUUUCUCUGACAGUGAUAUGUCAGAAGAUGAAGAUGAACCUAACCUAACGUCUGAAGAUAAACUUGAACUAACAUGUCUCCAUCAGAGUGCUGUGGAUGAGGCCUUACACAGUCCAAAUGGACACCUGGACUUGUUCCUGCGCUUCCUUCUGGGUCUUUCCCUGCAGACCAAUCAGACUCUCCUACGAGGCCUGAUGACACAGACGGACAGAAUCUCAGAGAGCAAUCAGGAAACAGUCAAGUUCAUCAAGAAGAAGCUCAAUGAGAAUCUGUCUGCAGAGAGAAACAUCAAUCUGAUCCACUGUCUGAAUGAACUGAAGGAUCGUUCUUUACUGAAUCUGAUCCAACAGCUCCUGAACUCUGGACGUCUCUCUGAAGAUGGUCUGUCUGGUUCUGAUUUAUCAGCUCUGGCCUUCAUCUUACUGUCCUCAGAUCAACAUCUGGACAUGUUUGACCUGAAAAAAUAUGAAACUUCACAUGAGGCUCUUCUGCUGCUGCUGCCAGUGAUCAAAGAAUCUAAAAAGGUUUUGUUAUCUGGCUGUAAUCUGUCAGAGAGAAGCUGUGAAGUUCUGUCUUCAGUUCUCAGCUCUCAGUCCUCCAGUCUGACAGAACUGGACCUGAGUCAGAACCGGCUGCAGGAUUCAGGAGUGAAGCUGCUGUCUGCUGGACUGGAGAGUCCACACUGUCACCUGGAGACUCUCAGGCUGAGUUUGUGUGAUCUGUCAGAGAGAAGCUGUGAAGUUCUGAGCUCAGUUCUCAGCUCUCAGUCCUCCAGUCUGAGAGAACUGGACCUGAGUAACAACGAUCUGCAGGAUUCAGGAGUGAAGCUGCUGUCUGCUGGACUGGAGAGUCCACACUGUCACCUGGAGACUCUCAGGGUGGAUCCUGGUGGAGUCCGAUGGCUGAGACCAGGUCUGAGGAAGUAUUUCUCUGAACUCUCUCUGGAUCCAAACUCAGCGAACAGAAAACUCAAACUGUCCAAAAACAACACAAAGGUGGAACAUGUGGACAAGGAUCAAUCAUAUCCUGAUCAUCCAGACAGAUUUGACCUUUGCCCUCAGGUCCUGUCUUCAACUGCUCUGACUGGUCGCUGUUACUGGGAGGUCGAAUGGAGAGGACAUGUGUAUAUAUCAGUGACUUACAGAAGAAUCAGAAGGAAAGGAAACACAGACGACUGUGUGUUUGGAUCUAAUGAUCGGUCCUGGACUCUGAUCUGCUCUGAUCAUUAUUGUUUCUCUGUCCGUCACAAUAACAGACAAACAUUCCUUCCUCGCUUCUAUUCGUCCUCUCACAGAGUCUCAGUGUUUGUGGACUGUCCUGCUGGCACUCUGUCCUUCUAUGAAGUCUCCUCUGACUCUCUGAUUCACCUCCACACCUUCUGCUGCUUGUUCACUGAACCUGUGUGUGCUGGGUUCACGUUCUGGUCUAGUUCUGGUUCCUCUGUGUCUCUGUGUGGACUGUAGGAUGGAGAGUCUCCUCUUGUGGACACAAACACUCGAUCAUGAGUGUUUGGACGGUAAAUGUCCAGCUGGUUUGACUUCAGGGGUCAAAAUAGUACAUGGAUGUGCUAGUUUGUGCACGUAUUAUUCGAGCGGUGCACGUAAUUUUAUACUGCACUUGCAAUGCUGCAAG